GCGUGCGCUUCCGGGUACCGCCGCUCGUCCCCUCGGCCACGCCGCGUCCCGCCCGCAGCCUCGCAGCCCCGCAGCCCCCGCCGCCCCGAGCCCCUCCGCCCCCUCCUCGCCUCUCUCCGCGCCGGACGAUGCUGCCGCGGGGCUCCCGGGGGCCGCUGCCGCCCUUGCUCCUGGUGUGGGCGCUGGCGGCCUGCGCCGCGCGGGCCUCCGAGAUCACGUUCGAGCUGCCCGACAACGCCAAGCAGUGCUUCUACGAGGAGAUCGCCCAGGGCACCAAGUGCACCCUCGAGUUUCAGGUGAUCACUGGAGGUCAUUAUGAUGUUGACUGUCGGUUGGAAGAUCCCGAUGGCAUUGUACUGUACAAAGAGAUGAAGAAACAAUAUGAUAGCUUCACAUUUACUGCAUCCAGGAAUGGAACAUACAAGUUCUGCUUCAGCAAUGAGUUCUCUACUUUCACACACAAAACUGUGUACUUCGAUUUCCAGGUUGGAGAAGAUCCACCACUGUUUCCUAGUGAGAACAGAGUAACCGCCCUAACCCAGAUGGAGUCUGCAUGCGUUUCAAUUCACGAAGCUUUGAAGUCUGUCAUCGACUAUCAGACUCACUUCCGUUUGAGGGAAGCGCAGGGCCGCAGUAGAGCAGAGGAUUUAAACACAAGAGUGGCCUACUGGUCAAUAGGGGAAGCAAUCAUCCUUCUUGUUGUUAGUAUCGGGCAGGUAUUUCUUCUUAAAAGCUUCUUCUCGGAUAAAAGAACCACGACAACGCGUGUUGGAUCGUAACCACUAGCGGCAAUGGUUUAGGUGUGUUACUCAUUAAGAUUAGUGGUUCUCCAAUUUAACUGUAGGUACAGAGGUCUGAAUAUAUGCAACAUUCAAAUGUGUAUACUCCUCAUCUCUUAAAAAUCACAAAACAGACCCAAAAAGUUAUGAAAGGGACACAUCAUUUGUAAUAUUUUUAAGGGUCCUUUGGAACUUAAAUAUUUUAAUUCCUGUAUUAAAAUAUACGGCAGUGUCUAGUUCUCUAUUUCUACUGAUACUGAUUGAAACCAAGUUUGAUUUUUACCACUACAAUUAGUCAUCUGCAGUGUAACACUUUAAAAUAACACAACAGUCUAGUGUCUAAUACAGGAGAUUAUAUAUAUGAAAAUCUCAUUUCAUUUUAAUUUUCAGGCUGAAUAUCUUGCAUUAUAAAAAAGAAAAUGUGAUUAACUGUAGUGCACUGUUUUGAUUUGCUGUUUUAAAAAAAUGGAAUCAUACCCAUUGCUUUUUUGUAAAAUCGUUGAAAGCUUGGCACUACAUUGUGGUACACAUUCUUUAUCAGCCUAGAAAGUCUUCAGAAUUUGCUGAAUUUUAUACUUCAUUAUGAUUGCUUAAACAUACAUUCUUCUGUAUUAAAAUAAAUACAUUUUCUCUUUUGCUAUGUUUGUUUUUCUGAAGAAAUUGUAAGCUGAGACUCCUCAGGAAAUCCACUUCUGCAUACAAAAAAAAAAAAAAAAUCCAAAUUUCCAAGUUUAUGUAAAAAACAUGCAGUAGAAUAGAGAGUCUUGUAACUUUGUCAUUGAACCUUUGCAGUACUCAUACAUGCUGCUGCUGCUUUUUGGAUUUAAGACCAGAAGUAGCUUGGUUUGUUAAGCAGCACAGCACCAGCACUGGAUGAGGUUAUAUUAUGUGUUAGGCACGUACAAAGCUUUUUGCUAAAUUCUUUUCCUAGUAAGAGGGCAAUUUGAUGUUGAUACUGCAUUGCACAAGUGCUGUAAAUAUUUCUCUGUGUGGUGCACUGAGACAUGACAGCCUUGUGCAUCUAAUUGCCACUCUAUUUUGUUAGUGGUCAGGAAAUGUUUUAAAUAUUUCAGGUUAUCUUUUUGGUAGAGUUAUUAGACUUACAUUGUUUUCACUGCUCGUGUCUUCAGUAGCUUAUGUACUGUAAAAUUUUCUUUUAUUUGGUUGUGGAAGGUAGUAAAUGUAUGUACAUGCCCAGAGUUUGAAGUGAGCUGGUCAUAGUAAGGCUAAACUCCUUCAAGUGGCUCUGGGGAAAAAAAAAAGUAGGCUGACCAAUUCUUUAAUGCACACAAAAUAAACUAAAGUGAAAAAUUUGUCAUGUAUUACUAGCUAAAUCAAAAGAUGCUUCUUACACAAGUUCUUGGCAAGCAGAGAAAGAGUACUACACUCUUAUUAAUUGCCUAUAGUAUUUCUAGCAAAAAUUUGAAAUUAGUUGUUCAGGUGACACUUGAGCAGUCUAAGGGUGAUCUAAGAUGACUUGAUUUUAAAAUCAUGUCAUGGUUGAAAAAAAUUAAACUGCCCCUACUCUGUUGUGAACUGAUUGACUGCUCUUUAGAACCUGAAGGAAAGCAUCAGACAGCUCAAAGACUGUGUAGAAGGUAAUGGAGGUAUUAAAUGUUCUUAAGUAAAAUUCAGGAUGUAAAGUUUUGCUGUGCUGUACUGAAUUUUGAAUACUGCAGUCUCAUUUUGGGAUGCAGGUUCCCCAGAAAUAGUUAGACCCACUAAUACAAGAAAACAAAAGUCUGCUUUUGUCUUGUGAUACAAAUGUGUGCCUGCACACAACAUUCUUGAUUGUACCUCUAUGCUUUCUUCUUGUGCUUCAGCAACUGAUGUCUUGUACUUUUUGUGCUGCAUUGCACACAGUAGUAAAGCAAGUGGUACACUUCAGGUGCAAGUGUCAAAUGAAAACAUGAUUUACUUUUGCUAGUGUUCAUUAUUUCUGGAGUUUGAAUAUUAGUUAUGUAGCUUUAAUCACAACAAAGGCAUUUGGUUGAAUGCUUGAAUUGUGUUGGGUUUUUUUUUUACUGAGUUCUUCUGUGUGCUGGCAAAAGUGGUAAAUAGUGCUAUAAAACUGAUGAUGAUCAGCUAUUGCAUACAUGUCUCUUUAUUCUUUCAUAAUGUUUGAAUGUGUGAAGUGGACUGUUCCAUUCAAUGUUACUCCCACAGCAGAGAUUUAGUGGAUUUGACUUUUCCAUUAAAGUUAGGUGUCUGAACCAGUGCUCUGGCAUCCUGCUGCAUAAUAUGCAGCAACAGCUUAAAAAUGCCUUUAUUUUUGUGUUGUUAAAAACAUGGCACAAACACACGUUUAAACGUAGCUGUAUAUAGUUUUUAACUGACUGAAUAGGAUAUAAUAAAACACACAUGCUAACACGCAGUGGGUGAAGAAGUGCAUUGUGACCUUUGGUUAAAGCUGCACCUUUUUAAUAUAUGAGCAGUUUGGUUAAUGGUGUGAUACGCAAGAAAACACCCUGCGUUAAAGGGGAUAUUACUGUGUUUUUAAUUGCUAAAUGCUCUGGGUUUUAGCUAUGCGUUGGAUGUUUUAUGUUUACAAGACUUCUUUUCGUGUCCUGAAAUGUCGGUUCUUUAGUUUGAGGGCAUCGGGUCGGGGCGGGGGGAAAUUUAGUUUGAAUAAGACAAAAAGCAGACCCUGUGAAUAUUGUAUGGGAAAAUAAAAAAUUAAUAUAUGAA
Messenger RNA from Haemorhous mexicanus (house finch), 3467 nucleotides. RefSeq names its product transmembrane p24 trafficking protein 7 (gene TMED7). Gene Ontology annotation, cellular component: COPII-coated ER to Golgi transport vesicle; endoplasmic reticulum; endoplasmic reticulum-Golgi intermediate compartment. The coding region runs from base 129 to 779 and encodes 216 amino acids. Gene Ontology annotation, biological process: Golgi organization; intracellular protein transport; endoplasmic reticulum to Golgi vesicle-mediated transport. The transcript is spliced from 3 exons. The record is from RefSeq and is a predicted model, not a curated record. NCBI's taxonomy places the organism in Eukaryota, Metazoa, Chordata, Aves, Passeriformes, Fringillidae.